Messenger RNA from Anneissia japonica, 339 nucleotides. Its product is annotated as nucleolar complex protein 4 homolog. NCBI's taxonomy places the organism in Eukaryota, Metazoa, Echinodermata, Crinoidea, Comatulida, Comatulidae. Bases 1 to 339 code for a protein of 112 amino acids. The record is from RefSeq and is a predicted model, not a curated record. The transcript is spliced from 2 exons. Gene Ontology annotation, biological process: ribosome biogenesis. Gene Ontology annotation, cellular component: Noc4p-Nop14p complex; small-subunit processome; nucleolus.
AUGGAUAAUAAAAUAUGGUUAAUAUUUACUUCAGAUGACCCAUUCCUGGUGGAGGAAAUGGAUCCUUCCAAGUGCAAGGCACUGGAGAGCUCCCUCUUGGAACUAGAGACCUUGAAGUUACACUACGUCCCUAAUGUGGCCACAUCAGCUGGAAGUAUUUCAAGACCAUUCCCUAAGGUGGAAUGGGACUUAACUGAAUUUUAUGAAAGUUCGUAUGAUGAGAUGUUUUUCACUGAAAUUAAGAAGAAAGUGCGACAUGUUGCGCUCGAGUUUGAGCCACCGUCUGGCUUGUUUGCAGGCAAAAUUGAUAAAUUCCACACGUACUGGCUUAUUGAGUGA